This is a messenger RNA of Anoplopoma fimbria (sablefish), 1752 nucleotides long. RefSeq names its product ankyrin repeat and SOCS box containing 14b (gene asb14b). The record is from RefSeq and is a predicted model, not a curated record. Gene Ontology annotation, molecular function: protein binding. The transcript has 9 exons. Lineage: Eukaryota; Metazoa; Chordata; Actinopteri; Perciformes; Anoplopomatidae. Bases 1 to 1752 code for a protein of 583 amino acids. Gene Ontology annotation, biological process: intracellular signal transduction.
AUGAACACGGACACAGAAGAUGAGUUUUAUCAAUCGGAGGACGACCUGGAUGAAGAUGAGGCAACGCAAUACAUAAUAGAACAAAGUCUGAUUGAAUAUAGAAAGCUCAAAGGUUUGAAUCCAAGUGAUCUGAUACCCAGUGAAGACCCUGAUGAGAUCUUCAAAGCAAUCAAGGAGGGUGAUGAAGACGCAUUAAACCGGCUGGCGGAGCAGCCAGAGACUCUGUCCAGAGUCGAUGAACGAGGAUGGAUCCCGCUGCACGAGGCCUCAGCGCACCAGAACAGAAGGAUGCUAGAGAUUAUCUUCUCAGCAUCUCCCCCGGGUGCAGCCCAGUGUCGCACUCUAAAGGGUGAGACUCCUCUGUUUCUGGCUGUGGUUCAUGGACUCAGAGAGAACGCCACAUUCCUGUUGCAGAACGCUUGUAGCCCGGAUCUCCAGAACGAUGAGCAGGAUUCUCCACUAGUGGCAGCUAUUCUGAACGACCAGUACGACUUGGCCACGCUGUUGCUGCGUUACGGUGCCGGUGUGGACCAAACGGGACCACUGAACAGGACGGCUCUACACGAGUCUGCCUUUUUAGGCCUGGAGAACUUUGUUUAUCUGCUCCUGGAAUCCGGUGCCGACCCAAACGCACGUGACAUCAAAAAGAAAACCCCGCUGGCUCUGGCUGCACAGAAUGGACAUCUGAACGUGGUGGAGGUCCUGCUAGAAAAAGGAGCCCAUGUGUGGUAUGAAUCAGAGUCCGGCAGUAUCUUGUUCGAUGCAGCAGCAUCAGGAAACCCGGACAUAAUCUCUGUUCUGUUGGACCAUGGAGCCGAUCCCAACCAUCCUCUGUACAGCGGUCACCUGCCGAUCCACCGCGUGGCCUACCACGGACACAUUCUGGCUCUGGAGCACCUCAUCCCAGUCACCAAGCUGGACGCCGUGAAGGAAAGCGGGAUGAGUCCUCUCCAUUCUGCCGCCGCGGGGGGGCACGCCCAUUGUGUGGAGAUGCUCCUCAAAGCCGGCUACGACCCAAACUUCAUGCUGCACCCGAGGGUGCGCAGCAACUACGAGGACGAGCGCAGGUCUGCCCUCUUCUUCGCUGUGUCCAACAACGAUAUUCAGUGCACCCGCUUGCUGUUGGAGGCCGGGGCGAUGGUGAACCAGGACCCCAUCAACUGUCUCCAGGUUGCUCUCAGACAGGGCAACUAUGAACUGAUCAACACGCUGCUGAAGUCCGGGGCAAACGUGAACUACUACUCCCGCGUCAACACCACCCACUUCCCCUCUGCGCUGCAGUACGCCUUGAAGGACGAGGUCAUGCUGAGGAUGAUCCUGAACAACGGGUACGAUGUCAAGCGUUGCUUUGACUGUCCGUAUGGCGACGGUUCCCAUGACUACGCUCCUUGGACGACUGCAAUCAUCAAAGACAUGGUGUUCUGCGAGGUGAUAACGGUGUCCUGGCUCAAGCACUUGUCUGCUCAGGUGGUGCGCAUCAUGCUGGACUACACCGACCACGUCUCCUUCUGCACCAAACUUAAGGACACCUUGGAGGAGCAGAAACAGUGGCCGGAGAUCUGUCACGUUCAAAGAAACGCACGGAGCCUGAAGCACCUGUGUCGGCUGCGGUUAAGGGAGCAUCUCAGUCGCCUGCGCUUGAGAGCCCCAGUUUUCAUCAACUUCCUUCCUCUUCCUCAGAGGCUGAAAGAUUACCUACGCUACAAGGAGUUUGAUGUCUACAGCAGGGGCAGCAUGGUUAACCCACACUGA